Messenger RNA from Aquila chrysaetos chrysaetos, 2997 nucleotides. Its product is annotated as cytochrome P450 2W1-like. Gene Ontology annotation, molecular function: oxidoreductase activity, acting on paired donors, with incorporation or reduction of molecular oxygen, reduced flavin or flavoprotein as one donor, and incorporation of one atom of oxygen; iron ion binding; heme binding. Gene Ontology annotation, biological process: xenobiotic metabolic process. Gene Ontology annotation, cellular component: cytoplasm; intracellular membrane-bounded organelle. The record is from RefSeq and is a predicted model, not a curated record. NCBI's taxonomy places the organism in Eukaryota, Metazoa, Chordata, Aves, Accipitriformes, Accipitridae.
CCACAUUCUCUGAGGUGUUUAAAGAGGGUGGAGUAUGCAGUAUUUAUUUAGGUACUCUACAAACCUUAAUAAGAAUCGAGUGCUUGUAGCAAUCGCAGAGAGCAAACAGAAAGCCAGCUGGCAGAAACUGAACAGUGCCACUGCAUUUUUAUUGCUUCUAACCCCCCCAAAACAGAUUAUUACUAAAAAAAUGUCUUUUUUAAUUUCAUUUAUCUCUGAUCCUGCAUUAAUUUGUCUGCUAUGUGCAGCGGUAUUAUUAGCUGUACUCUAUUUUUCAACUGGCUAUAAAAAUUCAGCUUUUAAAUUUCCUCCUGGUCCAACUCCUCUUCCGAUCAUUGGUAACCUGCACUUGGUGGAUCUUAGAAGGCAAGAUAAAUCACUAAUGAAGCUUGCGGAAAAAUACGGCCCCAUCUUCACCCUCCACUUUGGGUUCCAGAAAGUUGUGGUCCUGACCGGGUACGAAGUUGUGCGGGAGGCGCUUGUGAACUACACAGAGGAGUUUGUAGACAGACCAUCCAUCCCAAUAUUUGACCAAAUUCAGAACGGAAACGGUUUGUUCUUCUCUAUUGGGGAGCUGUGGAGAACAACUCGGAGAUUCACCGUGUCCAGCAUGCGCAACCUCGGCAUGGGGAAAAAAAUGAUAGAAGGGAGAAUUUUUGAGGAGCUUCACUUCCUUAUCGAGAUGAUCAAAUCCUUCAAAGGGGAACCUUUUAGCCUAACGUCCUUCAACUGUGCUCCAAUCAACAUCACCUUCGUCAUGCUGUUUGGGGACAGGUUUGACUAUAAGGACCCAACAUUUCUCACUCUCUUAAGACUCAUAGAUGAAGUUAUGAUUCUUCUGGGAUCUCCAUAUUUGAGCUAUUUCAACUUCUACCCAUUCCUUGGAUUUCUUUUCAAAACCCACAAGAUUAUGCUUGGGAAAAUAGAAGAUGUGCGCGUCAUUUUAAGGCAAUACAUGAAGGCAAGCAGGGAGGAUAUCAAUGAGAACAGCGUGAGGAGCUACAUUGAUGCACUGAUAUUCAAGCAGCAAGAGGAGAAAAACAAGAAAGACAGCCUCUUCCAUGAUGACAACUUAAUAGCAUCCAUACUUGACCUGGUCAUGGCAGGAACAGAGACCAUAGCCACAACGCUCCAGUGGGCCAUCCUGCUGAUGAUGAAAUACCCAGAGAUUCAAAAAAAGGUGCAGGAGGAGAUUGGGAGAACCGUCCAAGCUGGAAACUGGGCCACGUAUGAAGAUAGGAAGAACAUGCCAUUUACAAAUGCGGUGCUACACGAAGUGCAGAGGUUUAUCACCCUCCUGCCCCACGUUCCCCGCUGCACUGCUGUUGACACCCACUUCAGGGGCUACUUCCUUCCCAAGGGUAUAAUUGUAAUCCCAUCACUCACCUCAGUGCUGCUGGAUAAGACGCAAUGGGAGACACCACAUCAGUUCAACCCCAACCACUUCCUCGAUGCCGAAGGGAAUUUUGUAAAGAGAGAGGCUUUCCUGCCCUUCUCCACAGGGCGAAGGAACUGCAUUGGAGAAAGCCUGGCCAAGAUGGAGCUGUUUGUCUUCUUUGUAGGGUUGCUUCAGACAUUUACUUUUCAACCCCAGCCAGGAGUUUCAGAGUCUGACUUGGACCUUACCGUCCCCCAAACGACUUUCACGUUAAGGCCUCAGCCUCAGGCAACCUGUGCUGUCCUGCGUGAAUAACCACAGCCCUGCUGAAGAGCAAUCCAACAAGUGGGGCACCUGCUUAGACCCAACUUAGCUAUGCUAGGACUCGCCAUUCCCCCAUCCUGGCACACCACCCUCUUUCACAUCCCCUUCCCACUGUCUCCAUCCACUCCCACUCCACUGCUCUCCACCGCUACAUCUGCCCCAUAGGUUGCUGACCCCCUCUUUGCUCCCAUGCUGUGAGGAGGUGCGUAUGAUCAAUUAGAAACCAUGAUGGUGGUUGACAAACACACACUUCUUCUCAAGACAGAGUGCAUGGAGCUGAUGGAAGGACCACGGAGAUGGUCUGGUGAAGGGAAUGUAGCCCAUGAGUAGUAGGUAUGUCACCCAGGCUCCCAUGGCAAAGCAGUGAGGUUCGUAACAUCACAGAAAUCUGCCCAAAUCCUGAGGAAAGACACACUGCUCUUUGCUGGAAGCCACAGAAAUACACUGUGGGUCACAUACUUGAACCAUCCGUAGGUACCUCCUGAACUUUUCCGAGCUCACUAAAAAUGCAUAGCUUCUAGCAAAAUCCUACCAGGCUAGGCAGCCAAGUCAAACACUGAGAGUGAAAAAACAGAUCGAUUCGUGAUUUGAGGACAAAGUUAUUUCUGCCUUGGAACAGUGUCCUGAAAGAUGCCCCAGAGUCUGCAAACCUAUUUAGAUAAGCAAGUGCUGCUACCACCAAGUUCAACACUGCUCCACAGUCUGAAUGAAAACAAAAUCUACAUUUCCAAGUUUGCAGUCCAAAUCAUAAGGCCACGUGAGAUUUGUACCAGCAACCAAUCAUAAAAGGCUAACCAUACAGAAAAAUAAACUAGACCUAUUUCUAGUUUUAUGCAUCUCUGUCUUUCCUGAUGUUGUUAAAUAGGAGCAAACACUGUUCCUCUCUUCAGACCUCCUGGUUAAUGUUAAGAGCCAACAUCAACAGUCAGUCUAGUAUUUGGGAUGGUCUGGCCACUGGAACCAGCCAUGCAAUUUCCCUGCAAAUGACGUCUAAUUUCACAGUGCUUGUAUUGCACACACAUAUGCAAGGAGAAUUGGGAUCAGGGAUUAGACAAGACCCAGUUUUGGUUGUUUUCCUUUCCGCUGAAGCUUUGUCUGGCUGUUGUCCCUGUCUGUAGCACUCUUACCUGCCAUCAUAUUCCACAAUCUUAUUCCAGUUGAUGUAUAGCUCAGGUGAUUUUUCAUCCGUUUAUCUGCCUGUGAAUUGCCACUUCUCCAUAUGCAUUUUCUUAUCAUGUACUUUAUUGUAUCGUUUGUUUCCCUCUUCAUGGGAGUUCAAUAAAGUUUUAAUCCCA